Tricharina praecox is the source of this 3189-nucleotide messenger RNA. RefSeq lists its product as uncharacterized. Bases 1 to 3189 code for a protein of 1062 amino acids. Lineage: Eukaryota; Fungi; Ascomycota; Pezizomycetes; Pezizales; Pyronemataceae. Gene Ontology annotation, cellular component: microtubule organizing center. The transcript has 3 exons. The record is from RefSeq and is a predicted model, not a curated record.
AUGACGCUCAAGGAACAGACGGCGUCCAUCGAUCGCCUGCAGAAGGAGAACUUCGAUCUCAAGAUCAAAGUGUAUUACCUCAACGAGAAACUCGAGAAGCAGAGCGACGAGGGGGUGAAGGAAGCACUGCAGGAGAACGUCGACAUGAAGGUGAAGCUUGCGGAGGGCAUGAGGGAGCGCAAGGCCCUCAAGAAACGCAUUCGUGAGCUCGAGCGGAAAGUCGAGGAACUCGGCGGCGAGAAGCAGAGAGAGGAAGAGGCGUCAGCUGCAGCUGAGUCUGAGGAGAUAUGGGAGCUCAGAGAGAGGAUCGAGAAAUAUGAGGUUGAGAUUGAAGGAUAUCGCAGAAGGGAUACGGAGAAGACUGAGCGCAUGCGCGAGUUCCGGAGACAGACCACUAAUGGACAUCAAGCGAAUGAGGAAUUGCUCGAGCAGAUGCGCGAUCUCCUUAACUCGGAGACUGCCCGUCGCGAGGCUGCUGACGCGGAAAACCUGCGGCUACGGGAUGAAGUUUACCGCAUGCGCGCUCAUGACCACGCAACACCGCUAUCCAGGGCCACAUCGCGCUCCGAGCGCUCUCAGUCACGUAGCGGGGGUGCAGACAACGCCGCCGUCACACAAUUGAGUCAAGUCCGUCGUGAGAACGAGGAUCUCCGUCGCGAGGUUACCGCCCAGACAUCAAUGCUCACUUCACGCAAUCGCGAGAAAGAGCGUUUGUACGCCGAGAUUGAGGAUCUCAAGAUCUGCAUGCGCAAUGGCGGCCAGGCACCAGCAUUCGAGAGCGCGUCUAGGGCUCCGUCGGUGUUUUCGGAACGGCUGGCUGAACGCUCAGGAUCCCGGUCCGGCGGUGUUGCGAGUUCCGCUAGUACUCACGUUAGCACCGUUACCGAGUCCGAACGAGAGGACUUUGAAAACACCAACGGUGCCUUGCGUGACAGAAUUUCUGAGCUCCGCCUCAAGAAUCAGGACCUCGAACAGCAGAUCGAAGAAGUCUUCCAGGAACUCGAACAUCGGCGCGAAGAGCUCGAUGCUACAGGCGAAGAACUCGACAUGGCAAACGCCGAGCUCCAAGAGAUGCAGAACGAGCGCGAUGAAGCCUUGCAACAGCGCGAAGAGAUCGAACUCGAUUUCGACCAGCUCAAGGAGGAAGCGGAAGAGGAGCUCCGGCGCCUCGAGGAUGAGGUUGAUCUCCGCGGUAACGAAAUCCUACGGUUGGAAGACGAGAUCCGGAUCAAGGAAGAGGACUUCAGUGCUAUGCAACGCGAGCUCCGCAAUGUUUCCGAUUCUGUGGUGCGGUUCGAAGAUGCGCAGGAAAUCCACCAGGGCGAGAUCAGAAGAUAUGAAGAACGCAUUCAGGACCUCGAACGUACCAUCCAUGAGAACGAACAGGAGAUGAACGUCCUCGAGAAUACGCUCCGCGAGAACAACGAGAAGAUUGAGCGCCUCACUGUGCAGGGCGAGAGUGCGAAGGGCGAGAUUGCCUUCUUGAGGGAAGAGCAGGACGGAGACAAAAUCCUCAUUGGAGAGCUGCAGAGUAAAAUUAAGCAGCUUGACGCGGCGAUAGAAGACGAGAGAGACAAGGUCCGCGAUGCACGAGCACAAAUCGACUCCGAGCGCAACCAGCGUGAGCAGCACGGUGAUCUGCGCCAACAAGAAUGGGAGCGCCGCCUGAACGAGAAGAGCCAAGAGCUCACGGCGACCAAAGACGAGAUCCGCCGCCUCAAGAGCAAGGUCUGCAACCGCGAGGAUGAGGCCAAAACCUGGAGGGAACGACUUGAAGAUCUCGAGCGAGGCCUCAGGGAGGCACUGGGUGACCUGGGCGGUACCAGGGCCGGGCUUAUGCAGUCCGUACUCAACCUCCAAAACGACCUCGAUGCCACCCUCGAAGACCUGGACCAAGCUCGUAACGAGCUGACGGAGAAAGACCGCAACCUCAAAGACCGCGAGAACCUUCUCGAGUCGAUGGCGCUCGAGAGCCGAAAACUCACCGACCUCCUGGAGAAAGAACGUAGCCAGCGGGGACGCGACAAGAACGCUCUCGAAGUCCUCCAGUCCACUACGACCCAGGACUCUCGGCGCAUCAGUCAACACCAGCGCCAAACCGAAGUCCUCGAAAAGCAGCGGCAAAAGGAAGCGAAGAGCCUCAAGCAUCUCGAAGACCAAUUCAAGGAGCAGAUCGCCGAGCGCAAUAAUCUUCUCCUCCAAGUCUGGCAGCGCCUAUCCGCUGUUUGCGGCGCCGACUGGUCCUCGCGGAAUUCGCACGUCAUCACUCCCAGUCCCUCGGGCGUGGACGACGGAAAGCUCUCUAUGGAUACCGCUAUCAUCUCUGCGUUCCCCGGCUUUACGAGGAACCUCAUGAUCGCCGUCAAGACCAUCGAAAGCAUCGUCGCCGGCUUCAAGACGAAGUGCCGUGGCGUCGAACGCGACCUCUGGAAAGAGUAUCAAGUGGUCGAGAACGCCGUCGAGCAGCGCACAAGACGUAUCGAGCGGCUGGAGGGGCUCAUCCGCAACGGCAUGGGCGAGGGCUCAGAGAAGAUCCGGACGGAGCUGGCGAAGCUGCGUACCGAGAACCGCAUGCUGAAGGCCGAGGUGGGCACGUUAAAGACGGAGAACACCGCGCACUCCGCGACAAACCCCAGUAUUGCCAUUUCUCCGCCCACGAAGCGCGACCGCUCGUCACGCACUCACACUCACUCUCACACAUCCACCUCCCACUCAGCCGCCCCUGCGGAACACAAGGAAAAAGCCACCGAAAAGGCGCCGGAAAAAGACUCCCUGAAGGAACCCUCGAAACAGAGAUCCUCCUCCUCGUCCUCGUCGCAGAAAGACAAGCCCCUCGCCGUAGUCCGCACCGACACCCCGCCCACCGCCACGGCUACAUCUAAGUCCACCUCCUCCACCUCCACCUCCAACCCCGCCGCCACCACCACCGGCGCCACCGGCUCCUCCACGGCCGAAGGCGGCAGCGGCGGCAGCGGUAGCGGCAGCGGAGCCGGCGGCGAAAAACGCUGGAUCCUGCGGCUCCGCGAGCUCGAGAAGCGGCUGAAGCAGGAGCGCGAAGCGCGCCUCCUCGACCGCAGCAUGGCAAACAAGAAGAUACAGGAGACGCGCGGGGAGCGCGAGGAGAUGAGGCGCGAGCUGGAGAGGGAGAGGGUACGCGGGAAUAGCGCUAUGAGUGGACGGUCUUCCUGA